AUGACGGAGACAACAUACAAUGGCUUACGUCGAAAGCCUAAACUUAAGCCAGUGACAACACCGCUACAGAGUCCUGGAGGGGAAUUGCUGACAAGUGGACAAUUUAUAGCUAGAACUCAACUAAAAAGAGGCAAGAAAACACUGGACUGCCAUUUUAGGAUUACAGUGGUAAAGUCAGGGGGAGACAAUCUGCUAAGUCGAGCAGUUGGAGCCCACCUAGGUCUGAUACAGCUGGUAGAGGAAGUGAGUGUUUAUGGAGAGCUAGGACUUCUAAAAGGAGAACCAGUAAAGAUAGAGCUAAAAGAGAAUGCAAGGCCAUACAGCAUCAUUACCCCUCGUCGAAUUCCAAUUCCUCUUGUGCCAAAAGUGGAGGAGGAGUUGAGACGAAUGGAAAACGUAGGUAUCAUUGAGAGUGUUACCGAACCAACAGAAUGGGUGGCCCCUAUGGUACCAGUGGUGAAACCAUCAGGAAAAAUAAGAGUCUGUGUCGACCUUAAAAGGUUAAACGAAAGCGUACAAAGAGAAAAAUUCAUUCUCCCCACUCUGGACGACAUUCUUCACAGGUUAGCCAGAAUCACUGUAUUUUCCAGCCUGGAUGUGGCGAGUGGGUUCUGGCAGAUUCCUUUGGAUGAGAAGAGUGCCCGUCUCACAAUGUUCAUUACGCCUCUAGGGAGAUUUUGCUUCAAGAGGCUACCCUUUGGCAUUACGUCGGCACCAGAAAUUUUUCAAAGGAAAAUGUAUGAGCUGUUGAGCGACCAUGAAGGCACCGUUGUAUACAUGGACGACAUCCUGGUGUGCGGGUCUACGAUGGAGGAACAUGAUAAAAGACUCAGUAUGGUCCUGGACACUAUCCGAAAGUCAGGACUAAAGCUUAAUCAGCAAAAGUGCAAGUUGAGAGAGAGAGAGUUAAAUUUCCUAGGACACAGAAUUAGUGGUGAAGGCAUUUCUCCACACCCAGACAGAGUCACAGCAAUUACUGCUCUAGAACCACCUCAAAAUCAAACUGAACUGAGAAGGUUGCUUGGAAUGGUUAACUUCCUGGGAAGAUACCUGCCCCAUCUUUCAAGUGUGCUGUACCCCCUGAAUGACCUGCUAAGAGCCAAUGUGGCUUGGCUGUGGGGGCCGGAGCAAAAUGAAGCCUUUAAAAAGGUAAAAGCUUUGAUUUCUUCCACGCCUGUGCUUCAAUUUUUUGAUCCUAAAUUGCGGACGGUGGUGAGCGCCGAUGCCAGCAGUCAUGGCCUGGGUGGGGUCCUCCUACAAGAGUAUGAAGGGGGCCUCAGGCCCGUUGCCUUUUGUUCACGCACACUGACUGAGGCAGAAAAACGAUAUGCUCAAAUUGAAAAGGAGUGCCUGGCGAGCGUAUGGGCCUCUGAGCAAUUUUAUCAGUACCUGUGUGGUCUGGAGACAUACAGACUGAUUACAGAUCACAAGCCACUGGUCACCAUGAUAAACGCUAUGGAUCUGGAUAAAGUCCCCCUUCGUUGCCAGCGACUACUUAUCCGUUUAAUGAAGUUCAACCCUGUGGCUGAAUACAUGCCUGGCAAGAACCUAGUGGUCGCGGACGCUCUAUCAAGACACCCAAAGCCAGGUAUAGAUGAAACAGGACUAGAAGCCGACAUCCAAGCUCACAUCAGUGCCGUGGAGGAAACGGAAAAGAAACCAGUGUUCGAACGAAUCAAAGCGGAGACAGCUAAGGAUCAUACUCUCCAGCUAGUUAAGGGCUAUGUAGAAAGAGGGUGGCCAGCUUAUGUUAAAGAUGUAGCCAAACCUGCCAGAGAGUUCUUUGCAGAAAGAGGAUUCAUGAGUCAGCUGAACGGUGUCGUAAGAAGAGGGAAUCAAAUAGUCAUCACUUCAAGCUUGAGAGCGGAAAUCCUUGAAAGAAUCCACCAUGGGCACAUGGGUCUGACAAAGAGCAGGGAGAGAUACAGGGACGCGGUGUGGUGGCCACACAUCAGCAAAGCUGUGAAGGAAAAGGUUCAAAAGUGUCCUUACUGUAAUAAGCAUAGGCCAAGUCAGCCACGUGAGCCGCUUAUCACUACACCCUUGCCUGAACAUCCAUGGCAGAAACUGGCAGCUGACCUAUGUGAGUUAAACGGGAAGACGUACUUGGUAGUCACUGAUUACUACUCACGUUGGCUGGAGAUUCUCUCUCUUCCUAAGACAUCCAGUGAAGCGGUCAUUCAAAAGCUCAUCAGCAUCAUUGCGAGAUUUGGAAUUCCUGAGCAAAUCGUGACCGAUAAUGGCCCACAGUUUAGGUCCCAGUUGUUCGCUGACUUUACUGAAGCAUAUGAGAUCACACAUGUAACUUCAAGCCCGUACUAUCCUCAGGCAAACGGGAUGGCGGAAAGAGCCGUGAAAAUUGCAAAGACAAUUCUGAGACAGGAAAAUCCGGCACUGGCUUUACUUUCCUAUAGGGACACACCCACUGAACCUACCAGAGAGAGUCCUGCCAAACUUCUCAUGGGCCGUAAGCUCAAACAAAAUCUGAAACCAAGAUGUACAAACAUCAUCAAAGUUAAACUUAAUGAUGCUAGAGCCAAAGGUGCCAACGAAAGGACAUACAACAGGAGGUACUCAGCAAGACCUCUUCCAUCUUUGCAAAAGGGAGACAAAAUGCGUGUGAAAACAGAUGCAGAGAAGCAAUGGAAGACUACUGGUGUGAUUAUGGAGUCUGCGGGUACCCCCAGGUCCCUUGUAGUGAAGACAUCUGAGGGAGACGUGAUCAGAAGAAACAGACGGCACUUAUUGCUCACCAAUCAAGAAGAAAACAGUAAUGGAUCUACUUCAGUUCCUGUAGCUGUUAUUUCAGAACCAGAAUCUGGCUGUGUUACCCCAGAGAGCAACGCGCCAGCUCCGCCAGAACCAGAGCUGGGUAGAAGAGGACUUGUUGUCACUCAUUCAGGACGCAUAGUGAAACCACCAAUCAAGUUUAGUUAUUGA
Messenger RNA from Sinocyclocheilus rhinocerous, 2940 nucleotides. RefSeq lists its product as uncharacterized. Bases 1 to 2940 code for a protein of 979 amino acids. The record is from RefSeq and is a predicted model, not a curated record. NCBI's taxonomy places the organism in Eukaryota, Metazoa, Chordata, Actinopteri, Cypriniformes, Cyprinidae. Gene Ontology annotation, molecular function: nucleic acid binding. The transcript has a single exon. Gene Ontology annotation, biological process: DNA integration.